Molecule: messenger RNA, 2959 nt
Organism: Manihot esculenta (cassava)
Lineage: Eukaryota; Viridiplantae; Streptophyta; Magnoliopsida; Malpighiales; Euphorbiaceae
Exons: 2
Coding region: 1-744 (247 amino acids)
Source: RefSeq, a predicted model, not a curated record
AUGCUAUCAGUUAAUGCAGUAGAGGGCAGCCAAGAGGCAGAAGCAAUUAAGCUGCUAGGGGUUCAAAGGAACAGACAAUUGGUCAUUUUAAUUGAUAGUGGCAGUACCAGCAGCUUCUUGGACAAAAGAAUAGCCACUGAAUUGAAGCUACCACUGGUAGAUACACCAAUAACCUCUGUCACAGUGGCAGAUGGACGGAAGAUCAUUUGCAGUUACAAGUGUGAGAAGUUUGUUUGGAAGAUGCAAACUCACCAGUUUACCUUUGAUGCGAGGGUACUGGAACUAGGAGGAUUCGACAUGAUCUUGGGAGUAGAUUGGCUCCGAUCCCAUAACCCAGUCCUAUUUGAUUUCAUGGAAUCUGAAAUAUUCUUUGAGAAAGACGGGAAGAUAAUUUCUCUGGAAGGAAUCAAGGAUGUGGCUGCCUAUAUAUCCCUAUGCUGCACUGAAGAGUUAAUGGCCAAGAAAGGGAUGGACUUCCAAACACCAGUUUUCUGCAUCAGUAUUUCAAACCCACAACAGUAUGAGCAGAUAACCAGUACUCAGUUUCCUGCUCAGCUCCAACAUUUGUUAAAAGCAUUCAGUGCCAUAUUUGCUGAGCCCACCAGUCUGCCCCCAUUUAGGAGUCACAAUCAUGCCAUUCCACUGCUGCCAUCCACCAAGUCCGUUAACGUUAGGCCUUACAGAUAUCCUCACUUUCAGAAAAAGGAAAUUGAGAAGCUGGUGUCGAAAAUGCUGGAGUCUUAGAAAAAGGAUGACUCUUGGAGAUUCUGCAUUGAUUACAAAAAGCUGAAUGAAAGUACUGUAAAAGAUAAGUUCCCUAUCCCUAAGUAUAGAGGACCUUUUAGACAAACUUCAUGGGGCAAGAGUUUUCUCCAAAAUUGAUUUGAGAGCUGGCUACCAUCAUAUCAAGAUGAAUUCCUCAUAUAUUCCUAAGACUGCAUUAUGAUGAGUUUAGAACUCAUCAUGAGCAUUUCCAGUUCACCUCACCAAUGGCCCGACAACAUUUCAGGCCUUGAUGAAUCACAUUUUUAAGCCAUUUUUGAGAAAAUUUGUCUUGGUAUUUUGAUGAUAUCCUUAUUUAUAGCCCGGAUAUGCAGACUCACCUACAACACUUGAAAACUGUGUUUCGAGUAUUACAGGUGAACUAGCUUUAUGCAAAACAAUGGUGACAUGGCCAACUCCAAAAUCAGUAAAAGACUUGAAGUGCUUUUUGGGCCUAAUUGGUUACUAUAGAAAAUUUGUUAAGAAUUACGGUGUGAUUGCAAAACCCCUCACCGACCUGCUAAAAAAAAUUCAUUUCACUGGUCAAUGACGGCGUAGACAUGAUAUGCAAUACAAACCCUUGUCAACUCAACAUGGAUGACAAAUGUCCUUGAAAGUUAUCAAAAAGAUGUGGCAGCCACUGAAAUCGUGAGAAAAUUGUCCCUGGAUAAGGAUGCUCAGUCUGGAUAUCAGUUACAGAAGGGAUUGUUAUGGUUCAAAGGCAGGAUCUAUGUGGGAGAAAAUACAGAUUUAAGAAAGCAACUGUUAGAGUUGUACCAUAAUUAAACCCUAGGGGGCCAUUCUAGAGUGAAUGCUACCUUUCAAAGACUGAGGAGACAUUUUUCUGGCCUGCUAUGCUAACCACAGUUCUUCAAUGGGUUAAAAAAUGUGAUACCUGUGCAAGAUGUAGAUCAGAACACUGUAAUCCUCAUGGAUUGUUGCAACCGCUAUCCAUUCCUGCUCAGGCUUGGCAGGACAUUACUAUGGACUUUGUGGAGGGCCUCCCUAAAUCCUGUGGUAAGAAUGUUGUGCUAGUAGUAGUGUGUAAACUUACUAAAUAUGGGCAUUUUAUUGCUUUAAAGCACCCAUACUCGGCUGCAACAUUUGCAAGGUUGUUCAUCGAUAAUGUGGCCCGAUUACACGAACUUUCUUAGUCCAUUAUCACAGACAGGGACAAGAUUUUUACCGGCCUAUUUUGGAAAGAGUUGUUCCAGUGUUUGGGCACUAAGCUAUCGCUCUCAAACGGAUGGGCAGAUCGAGAGAUUGAAUCAGUGUCUGAAAAUGUAUUUGAGGUGCAUGUCUCACUCUUAUCCUACAGUAUGGCCAAUUGGUUGACUUUUGCAGAAUGGUGGUACAAUACUUCCUUCCAUAGUGCUCUCAAAAUGUCUCCUUUUGAGGCACUCUAUGGAUAUAGUCCUCCUCCUUUACCUCCCCUAUUAACACUACAACCCCUAGCGGUAGGCGUUGUGGAAGAAUUCUUGUAGCAGAGACAACAGGUGACCACACAAGUGAAAGAAAACUUACAGCUUGCUCAAGAUACAAUGAAGUUGUAUGCUGAUAAGAAGAGAAUAGAAAGAGAAUUUGAAGUAGGAGACUGGAUAUAUCUAAAGUUGCAGUCGUAUAGACAAACAACCUUGGCUUUGAAACAGUCCCUUAAGUUAGCAGCCAAAUAUUAUGGGCCCUUUCAAGUGCCGAAAAGGAUUGGAAAGGUAGCUUAUAAACUGCAACUACCCCUGGCAGCUCUACCCACUCAAUUUUUCAUGUUUCCUUACUUAAAUCAAAACUAGCACAACAGGAGGUACCACUAAGUGAACUACCUCUAGAAGUAGAUGAAAGUUUCCUGGUAGCUCCGGAAAAGGUAUUGCAGACUAAAACUGUGACCCGAAGAGAGCGAAGGGUUUUGAUGGUUGAUUAAAUGGGUUAACUGUCCCACAAAAGAUUUCACCUGGGAAGAUCAGACCUUCAUUCUCUCACAGUUUUCAACUUUUGCACAUUCUUAGGUACAAGAAAGUGCUUAUGGGGAGGGUAUUGUUACACAUUAUAGGAAGAAGAAGAAGUACAGAAAUAAAAAAGAAGGAACUGAGAGUUAGGAAAUUGGCGGGAAAAGUUGUUCUGUUUGGCAAAUAAACUCCAACCCCAGUUGUUAUAAGAGCCACGGAGAGCCUUUACACAGGGACAUUUAAGAUCAAAGAAAUAA